Messenger RNA from Bicyclus anynana (squinting bush brown), 1675 nucleotides. It is a transcript of the gene Rpn3, whose product is annotated as probable 26S proteasome non-ATPase regulatory subunit 3. Gene Ontology annotation, molecular function: enzyme regulator activity. NCBI's taxonomy places the organism in Eukaryota, Metazoa, Arthropoda, Insecta, Lepidoptera, Nymphalidae. Gene Ontology annotation, cellular component: proteasome regulatory particle, lid subcomplex; proteasome complex. The transcript has a single exon. Bases 113 to 1600 code for a protein of 495 amino acids. The record is from RefSeq and is a predicted model, not a curated record. Gene Ontology annotation, biological process: regulation of protein catabolic process; ubiquitin-dependent protein catabolic process.
UGACUUGACAGAACGCAAAUUUUGGCCUGACAGAAUGAAUUGUUGAAUUUGUAACUUGAUUAUUUGUGAACUUUUGGACUAAUUUGAAGUAAAACUAUAAUUUGAAGCAAUAAUGGCACCUGCUGAACAAGAUGUUGAAAUGAAGAAUGUAGACAGCCCAGCUGCAGCGAGCGAUGUGGAAAUGCCUGAAGUGAAGAAGGACGCCGACGUACUCGCUGUCCAGGAUUUAAGAGAGCAUGUCAGACAAAUUGAUAAAGCUGUCUCUUCAAAAGAGCCAAGAUUCGCAAUGCGUGUACUCAGGUCGAUUCCGAGCACCAGGAAGAAGUUAAACGGUAAUGUCCUUCGUGCUAUCAUAAACCAACUAUUUCCAGCUAGUUCAGACAAAGACGCUUUGAUUGCGUUCGUAGAAAUGGCCUUACCAGACGCUGUAGAGAUAGAAGCACCGCGGUCUCGAAGCGCUCCAAAGUCACCCGUCCCUGAAGUAGAUGCAUACAUACAUCUCUUGGUGUUGCUUCGUUUAUUGGAUACUAACAAGUUAGAAGAAGCCGUUGAAUGCUCUCAACUGUUGAUGAAUAAAGUUACAGCUCAAAACCGGAGAACUUUGGAUCUGAUUGCUGCCAAGUGUUAUUUCUAUCACUCAAGAGUUUUCGAACUGACUAAUAAACUUGACCUCAUUAGAGGGCUUUUGCAUGCACGUUUACGCACAUCCACUCUUCGGAAUGAUUAUGAAGGGCAAGCUGUACUGAUAAAUUGCCUUUUGCGUAAUUAUCUCCACUAUGCCUUGUAUGAUCAAGCUGAUAAAUUGGUCAGUAAAUCAGUCUUCCCAGAGAGUGCCAGCAAUAAUGAGUGGGCAAGAUUCCUUUAUUAUCUUGGCAGGAUCAAAGCUGCUAGGUUAGAGUACAGUGAUGCACACAAACACUUAGUGCAAGCUCUGCGUAAAGCACCUCAAACUGCAGCUGUUGGCUUUAGACAGACAGUACAGAAGUUAGCUAUUGUUGUUGAGUUACUGUUAGGAGACAUACCAGAGCGUGCUAUUUUCCGUCAAGCCCAGCUCAGAAAGUCUUUGGCUCCUUACUUUCAACUCACUCAAGCUGUCCGACUCGGUAAUCUGCAAAGAUUUGGGGAGGUUUUGGAAAACUUUGGACCCCAGUUUCGGACUGACCAUACCUUCACACUGAUUCUGCGUCUUCGUCAGAAUGUUAUCAAGACUGCAAUUCGUUCUAUUGGAAUGUCGUAUUCCAGGAUUUCUCCUAAAGAUAUUGCAAGAAAGUUGGGAUUGGAUUCAGCUGAAGAUGCUGAAUUUAUUGUAGCGAAAGCUGUUCGAGAUGGUGUCAUUGAAGCUACCCUUGACUCAGAAAAGGGGUACAUGAGCAACAAGGAAAGCUCAGACCUCUACUGCACAAGAGAACCUCAGCUUGCCUUUCACCAGCGCAUAUCGUUCUGUUUGGAGUUGCACAACCAAAGUGUGAAGGCAAUGAGAUACCCACCAAAGUCUUAUGGCAAGGAGCUGGAAAGUGCAGAAGAGAGACGUGAGAGAGAGCAGCAGGAUCUGGAACUUGCUAAGGAAAUGGCUGAGGAAGAUGAUGAUGGUUUUCCUUGAACAUACAAUUUUAUUAAUAUAUCAAUGUUAUAUGUAGUUUUUGAAAUAAACUCAUGAAAUACUAAUAAAAUAUAA